GAUCAAUAAGACUCGGGAACCAAUUUUUUGAAUUCUAAAGUUCAACCCCACUAGGACCUCUUUGAAAAACUGAAAUACAUUAAAAAAGAGCAUUUUUUGUUUUUUAUUUCUCUCGUUUUUCCACUUCCUUCAAUUGUUACAUAGUUCGAAGUUCUAAUUGCUAUUCUUUUUAGUGGCAUGAUUGCUCAAUUGAUUUGAGUUUUGUAUUAGGGGAGGGCUGGGCUAUAAUGAGAACGAAUAUUAAACACUUCAUAAUUUCAGUUAAUGAUUUAUAAGUAGCACACCCUCAUGAUGCCUCCAUCUCUAAUACGAAUGCCCAGGGCCAAUACCCACGAAGAACCUAUUCUGUAUUCGGAAAGUUGCCCACUCAAGGUACUGCCUAUGAAAACCCGCUUGGAAAAACUGGAUUAUGAUUUAGAUCCAGACAAAUGUGAAAGAAUUGUCAGUUCUAACGAGGACAGUGGUUGCGGUUCCUCUGCAGUAGUCCAGAGGGUAGUCCUGCCAAUCAGUGAAGUCGUAUUUAACAAGGCCUUUAUUGGAUCCGCUUGCUUCGGAGAGUUUGAUGUCGCAGAAUCUGAAAAGGUGACAGUAGCAGUCAAAAUUGUUCCUGCAGCUGAAACAGCGGGAGUGCUACGGGAGUUUGAAGUGCUUUCAGUCGCUAGAGAGUGUAAAUACAUCGUCAAACUACUUGGCUGCGUUGGCGCAUCAUCUGUUUAUUUCUUCAUGGAGUACAUGCUUACCAACUGCAACGAUUAUUACAAAAACUUAUCGAAAAUUGGCACCCCCAUAUCAGAGGAAGAAGUCAGGUGUAUUGCAUUUUCUGUAACAAGUGCCCUGCAGUUCCUGCAAGAGAAAAAUGAAAUAAUGCACAGAGAUGUGAAACCUGCGAAUAUUUUGUUGCACAGCAACGGGUCAGUCAAGUUGAGUGACUUCGGCAUCAGUCGAGUUCUGGACAAGGGUUGCUCUAAUUACACCGAAAUAGCCACCAAAUCUUACUUGCCUCCAGAAAGAUGUAGAUUGUUUUACGAGAUGCAAAAUCAAGAGGUUCCCGAAGUGUUGGUAUACGAGUACUCUUCAGAUGUGUGGUGCCUAGGAGUAACAUUGAUUGAGGUUGCUCAAAUGUUUCACCCCUACUACAUCGAAGAUGAAAACUCGAUCGAAAACCAGACUGAUUGGAACCGCCAAUUGUAUAUAAGACUCAGUGAAAAGGGUCCAGUGCUAAAUGGAGACCAAUGGACAAAGGACUUCAGGGAUUUUGUACGGGAUUGCGUCAGACCUUUGCCUUCCGACAGGCCUUCAUAUGAAUCGUUAUUAUUAAAUUACAAUUUCCUUAAUGUAGCUCAGAGACCACUAGAUGGGAAACAAAUAUCAAGAAAUAUUGUUCAAAUUCAGCAAAGCAGGAGCAGACGGCUGAAUAAUCUUCCUGCUUAACUUCUAUUCUUAACGUACUAUUAGCUUCGAUUUUAUUGUAGCAUAAUUUAUUUUACAUUUAUUUGUAGCCACAAGCUACAUAUCAAAACCUCUAUCAUAAAGUUUGAUACUGACCCAAUGUAAAUUAAGGUGUUUAGAAACCUGUUUUUUUGCACUGAAAUCUUCUGCAUUUAAUUUGUGGGGGUUAGAUAUUAAAAGGGUCUAUGUUGAGUUUUAUCGGAAAAAGUUAUUUUUUUUUGUCGUGGGUGAGUGAGUUCAAAAUUACCAGUGCGUCCCGCAAUUUCUGGCCCAUUCUGACGAAAAACAUGCCAAAAACUAAGCAUAAACUUGUAUUGAAGAUUUAUUGCAGAAUCCAUUUUUUUGGAUUGAAAAUUGUUUUUUUAAGCUUCCAAAAACAGCAUAUUUUAUUCAUCUUGAGCAUUAAUUCGUUGCGAUAAAAAAAUUUAGUGGGGAU
Messenger RNA from Symsagittifera roscoffensis, 1885 nucleotides. RefSeq names its product dual specificity mitogen-activated protein kinase kinase 6-like. Lineage: Eukaryota; Metazoa; Xenacoelomorpha; Acoela; Convolutidae. Gene Ontology annotation, biological process: protein phosphorylation; MAPK cascade. The coding region runs from base 289 to 1431 and encodes 380 amino acids. Gene Ontology annotation, molecular function: MAP kinase kinase activity; ATP binding. The record is from RefSeq and is a predicted model, not a curated record. The transcript is spliced from 2 exons.